Aedes albopictus (Asian tiger mosquito) is the source of this 744-nucleotide messenger RNA. RefSeq names its product general odorant-binding protein 67. Bases 74 to 637 code for a protein of 187 amino acids. Gene Ontology annotation, molecular function: odorant binding. The transcript has 4 exons. The record is from RefSeq and is a predicted model, not a curated record. NCBI's taxonomy places the organism in Eukaryota, Metazoa, Arthropoda, Insecta, Diptera, Culicidae.
UAUAAAUUAUUGCGCAGUUUUGGCUAUCCAACCAGAAUAGCUUCGGAAGCAAACCAGGUGUAGCCAGCGCUCAAUGGAGGACAAAUUGUUUGCAUUGUGGACUUUGGGCAUUGUUCUGUUUGCUUCGAGCGUUACAGACGUGCUAAUGAUGAGUGAGAGUUUAUGUAAAAAUAACACGGUGCUUGCGAGAAACUGCUGUCGUCUGCCGGGAAUCAUCAACCAGUCUAUAGUGGACGAGUGCGACGAUAAAUUCCCUCAUCUACCACCAGCAAAGCCCGGAGCCAAGAAAACAGAAGGAUCAUGUGUCGUUGAGUGCAUGUACAAAGCGAUUGGAGCGUUCCAAAACAGCAAACUGGAUUUGGACAUCACCGUACAGCACGUCUUGCAGACGGUUGAAAAGUAUCCAAAUUUUCAACCAUUGGUAAACGAAACAGUGUCGUGGUGUUUCCGCAACGCCACAGAGAAUCCAACGUUACAGCAAACCACCGGGUGCAGCUUCGUCACUCAGGAAAUGAACGAUUGUGUCAAGAAAAUGCUUUUCAUAAGUUGCCCACCGGCUAACUGGACCAGCAAACCGGAAUGUGAUGUCCUAAAGGGCAAAAUGGCGGAAGGAUGCACCUAUUCCAGCUUAUACUGAAAAUUAAAAGUUAUUUCUGUAAAUUUGUUAAUCACGUGUACUACGCGCAGUACCUUUUCGAAAUUGUCGAUCAGUGAAUUCAAUAAACUUUGGCAUUCAUUUUUGCA